This is a messenger RNA of Sordaria macrospora k-hell, 2865 nucleotides long. RefSeq lists its product as uncharacterized. Lineage: Eukaryota; Fungi; Ascomycota; Sordariomycetes; Sordariales; Sordariaceae. Gene Ontology annotation, biological process: positive regulation of transcription by RNA polymerase I; positive regulation of rRNA processing. Gene Ontology annotation, cellular component: nucleolus. The record is from RefSeq and is a predicted model, not a curated record. Gene Ontology annotation, molecular function: protein binding; RNA binding.
AUGGUGGACCUACGCACCCCUCGCAAGUCCUCCAAGGCCACCAAGAUGGACGCGAACGGCGAAACCGCCUCGCUGAAGAAGAGAAAGAGAGAGCCCAAGGAAGAGACGACAACCGCUUCGCAAAAGAGACAACGAUCGAAACCAACCAAGACCCAGCCCUCCGCCAAUGGCACUGUUGAGGAUGCUGCCGACUCCCAAGAAAGCUCCCUUUUUGAGAACAAAGACCUACAAACGACCAAUGGCGACUUGGAACUUCCGGAUGCUUCGAGUGCCUUGACGACGCGCGACACAUCAGCAUGGAAGGUGUCGAAUCCUAUGGGCGGCCGCAUGCUCGACAUCGAUCCCAUAUUCUCCAAGGAUGAACGAUACCUACUCAUUACCUACAACACAUCAAUUCAAGUCUACUCCGCCGAGGAUUCCCUGCUCGUCAGGAGGAUAUCCCUUCCCGUCACCAAGCUCGACAGCGGCGCCGAGCUUUCUUCUCCUCACAUCGUCGCGUCAGCGCUAUCCGCCAGCGCACCCGAUUUCCUCUGGGUUGCCUGCUCAGAUGGCCGUAUCUGGCACCUCAACUGGACGACAGGCGAAGGCGCCGAGACACCCUUUACGAUUGAUGUCAAGAAGGUCCUCGACAUGACCGUGGAGUCGGUUGACAUUCGCGACAAGCAAGAAGAUGUACUCUUCGUCCUCCAGAAGCUCACCAAGUCCUCGGCACAAAUCGUGGCCUACGAUCUCAAGACCCUCCAGAAGAAGACCGGCAAGCUUAUCCACACAUACGACGAGAACCCGCAACUGCUCCGUUCCGCUGCUGGUGGCAGACUCAUCGUUGCUGCCGCAAAGGAGACGUUACACAUUGGCACACUCAAGACAAAGGGAAAGACUGUCAAGUCGGUUGACGACCUCGAAUACGCGUUCCACUCUUUCGGCGUACCAGAUCUGGUCACUUGCCUCGACAUUCGUCCGACUCUCCAAACGACCAAGAAGGGUGGUGUAGAAAUCCAGUUCGUCGAUCUCGUCAUCGGCUGCGCUCGCGGUGCUAUCUACCUCCAUUGGCACCGCAGGGCCGUUCACAGCGUCAAGUGGUCUGAAGAUGGCAACUAUCUGAUCUCCGGUGGUGCCGAAACCGUCCUCGUUUUGUGGCAGCUCGAUACCGGCAAGAGGGAGUUCUUGCCUCACCUUUCAGCAACCAUUGAAAAUAUCGUCGUUUCGCCCAAGGGAUCAUCCUACGCUCUUCAUCUUGACGACAACUCGGCCAUGGUGCUCUCAACCGCGGAGAUGAAGCCCACGACCUACGUCUCCGGUAUUCAGUCUUUGGUUCUCAGCGACAAGCCAUCAAAGGAGUCUCUGGUUCGCCGCGUCUGGAAAUCCGUCGAUGAAAUCUCAACACCGUUGAUUACUACCAGCAACCCUACCAACCCUUCACAAAUAUUUCUCUGCGUCGGCAAUGGACAGCAGGCCAGCUCGACAGGAAAUGCGCCGUCUACACCACUUCUCCAAGUUUUCGAUGUCUCCUCGUUCCAGGGCGUUGGCAAGCAUCCCAUUGCGCGCACCAACCCUACCGAUGCCAACAUGACCAGCCAAGGUGCGCCAAUCAUUGAACCCAGAGUCACCAAGAUGGCCUUCUCUCACGAUGGAAAAUGGCUUGCGUCGGUUGAUGAGUGGCAGCCGCCUGAGAGGGAUCUGGAGCCUCUCUUGACUGGCUCCAAGACCACAUGCGAAGUUUCGCGGGAAAGGAGAGAGAUCUACCUCAAGUUCUGGGAGGUUGAGGCGGAGGAUAGCUCUUUGCAGCUCGUUUCGCGCAUCAACGAGGCGCAUUUCACAACAGAGUCUGAGACCAUCCUGGAUGUUGUCAGCGACCCUGUUUCUUCUCGAUUUGCUUCUCUUGGCACCGACGGUGUAGUGCGGUUCUGGAGCCCCAAGCUGCGCAGGAAAGACGGUUUGGCGUCAACCGGCCCCGAGGGCCAACAGCUCCGGACAUGGUCAUGCUCCAAGGCCGUUGAGCUCCCUGCUUAUGGGCAACUGGAAGAGGCGGUAGAAGUUUCUCCCAAGACCCCUCGCAGCGGCGCCCUUGCCUUCUCUGAGGACGGCUCUGUUCUCUUUGCUGCCUAUGGCCCUUCAUCCGGAGCUGUCGUUGUCGUUAUCGACACGGCUACUGGAGCUAUCCGUGACACCAUCCCUAACUUGUCUAGGGGUGAGAUCCGGGGUAUCGAGGCUCUCUCGUCGUCUCUGAUCUUGCUUUCGGAGGAUCUCACUGUCUACGAUAUUGUGUCGGAUGAGGUGCAGUACAGCUUUGCUCUGAAGGAGACUUCGGAGGCUGCCAAGCAGAUGACCCAUUUGGCGGUUAACCGCGAGUCCCGAUCCUUUGCCGUUGCUGCCCCUAUCCCCAACUCUAGCCAGGAGAAGUUGAAGAAGGGCGCAAAGUCGGAGCUCGUUGUCUUCUCGGUCAAUGAGGAAGUGCCUCAACUGAUCCAGACAUUCCCUCAAGUCAUCACUGCGGUCCUUCCUUCUACCAACUCGGCAGGGUUCAUCGCAGUUGACUCUGCUGCCCAGAUUUGGUCCAUCACCGAAAGCGGAGAGCAGGCACAGAUGCUCCAGCCGUUGGCGGAUAUCAACAUGGAAGAAUCAAAGGCAUUGGUAGCCCCAGUAGACCUUGCCGUUGAAGACGGCGAGGCCAGCGAUGAGGAGAUGCAGGAUGCCGAUGAGGAUGUCGAGAUGGAGGAUGAUGACUACGAUGUUCACCAGGCUGUCGUUGCUCCCCAGAAGCUUGCUGAGAUCUUCAAUGCUGCUCCCGCCUUCGCUAUGGCGCCCAUAGAGGAUAUCUUCUACCAGGUCGCUGGACUGUUCUCCACGAGGCCUUCCACGAUUUAA